Messenger RNA from Acaulospora colombiana, 1704 nucleotides. The record is from the annotation of a GenBank genome assembly. Lineage: Eukaryota; Fungi; Glomeromycota; Glomeromycetes; Diversisporales; Acaulosporaceae.
AUGUUUUCCGAGGACCGAACAGCAUUUGAAAACCCGGCUGCCUUUGGAAAAGCUUCAAGCGAGGGAAUAACGGAUCGCAAUACAUUCUUGGAUAGUGAGUACGCAGCCGCAACCGUUUGUGACACGGUAGACGACGAAUCGCUUGAUCUUCUGCUGAGUCAAGAAUGGGAAUUUCAACAGAUAACCGAGAAAGAUAAUUAUGCUGAAUCAAGCACCGCUGCAACAAGCAGAAAAGUUAAAGAAAGGGGACCCUUAUUUGAUCGGCUUCCGGAAGAAUGCCUUGAUUUACGAGAUGAUACUUGUAUUGAUGCAGCCCAAAAUGAAAGAGAUAUCAAAUCCAGGUCAUGGGUAGAUAAAUAUCGACCUAAACAUUACACAGAAUUGGUCGGUGAUGAGAGUGUCAAUCGAGAUGUGUUAAAAUGGGUGAAUCAAUGGAAUUAUUGCACAUUCGGUAAAAAAAAUUUUAAUGGUGAAGUGGAUGGAAAGAAUAAACAGCAGCUGGACAAGUGGGAUCGACCCGAAAAAAAGAUUUUGAUGCUGACCGGACCACCCGGAUAUGGAAAGACCACUCUUGCACACGUCGUAGCGCGUCAUUGCGGCUACAAUGUAAUAGAAAUUAAUGCCAGCGAUGACCGGACAGGUCAAGUUAUUAAAAACAAAAUCACGAAUGCUUUGGAAUCAAAUGCUAUCAAUUGUAAAAAGAAGCCAUCUUUGAUUAUUAUUGACGAGAUAGAUGGGGUUUCCGGUGCCGGAGAAGAGAAUUUCAUCAAAUCACUUAUAGAAUUAAUUGAUGUGGAAAAACAACCAUCGCAAGACACCGGAAAAGAUGUUAAAACCAUCCAACUGAAAAAAACCCAAUCCGUUAAACUUGCGAAGAAACUAAAAAGGAUUUGCGAGCAAGAGGAGUUAUCGGCAGAAAUGUCGACUUUAUUUUUCUUGGCAGAAUUGACCGAGGGAGAUAUAAGAAAUUGUUUGAACACUUUGCAGGAGGACAUUAAAUAUAAUUUUUACUUUUUAGGAUGCUUUGAAAACUUUCUUAAAUUGAACUUUCAUGAUUCAAAAUACAAACUUUUUCAAAGCAUUGAAUGGAUGAACUUUUAUGAUCAAGUUAACCACCUGAUCAAUUCCCAACAAUUAUUCGAACUAAACGGUUACAACCCUUUCCCUCUUAUAAGCUUUUACCGAUUUUUCGCGGGCAGUAUUCUUCCACGUAUUGAAUACCCAAGGAAGGAUUAUGAGAGUUAUGCUCAAAAACAGACAAAUGAAGAAUUAAUUUCAUCUUUAUUAAACGGAGUUCCAUUACAAUGUCGAAUAAACAUGGACAAAGUAAAGUUCUCAACCGAGAUCAUUUCGCAUUUGAUGAGAAUUAUUCACCUGAGGCUAGAAACGGAACGGGAAAGUAAACUAUCCGCAUUACCGUUGAAUGACAAACUUUCGAGGGUGGUCGAUAUAAUGCUUCACUUUGAUCUGAGGUUUUCUCAAAAAAUGGAAAACGGAAAACUAUUUUUUAAGAUUGAACCGUCAAUAGACAGUCUUGUAUCAUUUUCGAAUAAUUCAUCAAAGAGCAACUUAUUGAAUCAUGAAAAGUCCAAGCAGUUGAUAAUGAAAGAAAUUGAUAUGAAGCUGGAAAAUGCAGCUACCAAAAAACGAAUCCAUUCAAACAAAGAUAGUUUGUACGUGUUUAAGUCUUUCGAUUUAUAUUGA